Messenger RNA from Cuscuta epithymum, 883 nucleotides. The record is from the annotation of a GenBank genome assembly. NCBI's taxonomy places the organism in Eukaryota, Viridiplantae, Streptophyta, Magnoliopsida, Solanales, Convolvulaceae.
UGGUUCUUUGACCCGCCCGGAUAUGUGGACCAUUUGGGAUCCACUUUCUUAACUUGAGAUUUUAUGAAUCAGUGGACAUCUGGAGAGGAUUUGUGUUUUUUGAACCUGGUCAACAAAGAAUUCAAGACAAAGAAGACGAAGGAGCUAGAGAAGCUGAUAUGGGGAUGCUGGGCGUUGUGGAACGAGCGCAAUCAACGAGUUUGGACGGGCAAAGCUUCACCGACGUGGCAGCAGGUUAACCGGGCUAGUGUGCUGGUGGAGGGCUGGAAGCAGGCGCAAGUGCGGGUCUUGCGGGGGAGGAGGCCGCAGGUCGCGCAACAGAGCAGGACAUUCUAGUGCAGACCAGCUCUCAGCUAUUGGAAAUUGAAUGUUGAUGCGGCAACCAGGGCGGACAAAUGCGGUCUAGGAAGGUGUCUCCGGGGUGACGAUGGACAAUUUCAUAGCUGGAGCAGCUAAGGUAUGGCCGGGAAGACUUUUACCAUUGGGUGCAGAGUUAGUCGGGAUUAGAGAAGCUCUGAGCUGGCUGAAAGAUUUUGGCGGGACCUCAAUCGAGGUAGAAUCCGAUGCAACGGGGGCGAUUUGUGAUAUUCUAAACGGCUCAAGUUGUUCAUUGGUGGGUUCGUUGAGAGAAGACAUAAGAGACUUGACGAAUUUUUUCUCCAAUAUUUCAUUUUGUCAUGUUAAGCGGUCAGCGAAUAAGCCUGCACAUUUGUUAGCUAGAGCGGUUUGUUCUUUGUCUGAUUCGCAGUCUUGGCUUCAUUUCCCUCCUUUUAUUGUUUCGGCUUUAGCCAACAAUUUGAUUAAUGAUAAUUAAGCUCAUUUCUUUCAAAAAAAAAACUGAAUCGUAGAAUAAGGGAUUAAAAGCCCUUCAUCGACUCUUCCC